AUGGCAGUUGCUAUCCAUGAGUUUGUGAACAAGGACAUCGGCGAGCACACUUUCCACCAAGGAGAGGCCUGGCCCAACGAGGACAAGAAGGAUGUGGUUUUCUACGCAUUCCCCUGCCAGGUGAAGGGCACAGAGCCGAUUUUUGACUACUGGAACGACAAGGACAAGGAGCACACCUUCCACUUCGGCGAGCCCUGGCCCAAUGAGAAGAAGGGAGAGCACCCGGUCUUCUUCGCCUACCCCUUGGGGGAUGACAAGGGUGGGCUGCUCCAGUCGGUGCACAGCUACUGGAACGACAAGGAGAAGAAGCACAGCUUCCACAUGGGAGAUGCGCGCACCAACGAGGACAAGCACGAGCCCCAGUUCCUGGCGUUUCCGACUGCUUUGACCUGGAAUCCCGAUGUGGCGUGCGAGGGCGCCCCGGCGGUGAACCGCGCCAAGUGGUUCAUGGAGAACAAGGGCCUCAGCGAGGGAGACGCCCGGGCCAACGUCAUGGGCGAGUUCCCGGCCGCAUUCAAGGGCGGGAAGUGGAACCCCGACGUGGUCUGCGAUGGGGCGCCUGCCCAGAACCGCGCCAAGUGGCUGAUGGAGAACAAGGGCCUCAGCGAGGCCGACGCCCGCGCCAGCGUCAUGGCCGAGUUCCCCGCGGCAUUCGGCGGCGCACCCGGCCCCGCCAAAGCCGGCGGAUACUCCGGCGCCGGGCACUUUGUGGCCGGCAGGUUCCCUCACUCACUGGAGCUGGUGAAGGAUGACAAGGGCAAGAGCCGGCUGAAGUUCUCAGUGACACCCAUCAAUCCGCAGGAGGUGACCAUGGUUGCGGUGCACUACAGCGUCAACAAGGAGCCUGGGCACGAGGACAUGAACUUCGACAUCAACAAGACUGUGGAGGGCACCAACACCUACGUGCACGUGACCCCUGACUUCGGGCCCGUCUGCGAGGCCGGCGCAAAGGUCACCUACUGGCUGGGAGUCAUGGAGAAGGGCCUCAUUGCCGAGAUGCCGGAGAAGGCGUGCCCCCACAAGGAGAAUCGCCUCACUUGGAUUGCCAAGUAG
Messenger RNA from Effrenium voratum, 1053 nucleotides. NCBI's taxonomy places the organism in Eukaryota, Dinophyceae, Suessiales, Symbiodiniaceae. The record is from the annotation of a GenBank genome assembly.